GUACUGUUUAACAUUGGAUUACGUGAGACGCACGGCACUUCUGUCAGUGAACAGGUGCGAGCUUAUAGAGCGGAAGCACCGACUGUCCUACAGCCGGCCGCGCAUGCCAGACAACUAACUGACCGCAUUGUUUCGUGUAUUAGUUUAUCCCUUGUUUUCAUAAGGUAGAAACAUUUCUGUGAAGAAUAUGGCCCUCCAGGAAAUAACCGAAAAAUUCGGAGGGAUAUGGAAAAUGGAAUCGGAGGAAAAUAUUGCUAAAUAUCUAGAAGCGAUGGGAGUUGGGUUUCUAAUGAAGAAAAUGGCCUCCGCGAUGAAACCCACUAUGGUUAUAGAAGUUCAAGGAGAGGAGAUAGUCGUUACGAGGAAAACCCCGAUCAAGGACCUUCAUUCCCGACACAAACUUGGAGAGGAAACAGACAUAGUCGAACACGACCGGAAGUAUAAGUCCACCAUGACGUUCAGUGAUGGCAAGAUUCAAAUAAAUAACGUGCCUGCGGACGAUAAGGGAAAACCGAACACACUCACACGGGAAGUAGAGGGCGACAAACUAAUUCAGACGUACACAGUGGACGAUAUUGUCGCCACAGUGUCUUUCCGGAAAAAUUGAUUCCAACCAUCACCAAGUGCCAUUCUUCAAUCUACAUCACGCGAAUCGCUUCCACGUGGCGAAACAGUUAAUGGUGCCUUAAAAGCACGAACAUUUUUAAUGCCACAAUUUUGUUGCAGAUGUAUUUGUGUUGUUACUUAUUUUACAUGCGCCCAUAUAUCUGACUCUAAAUAAGAUUCUAUGAACAGAGGGCGGCCAUGUCGAAAUCAUCAGAAUUGAAUAUUUCUGAUGCUUCGAUCCGUUCACCAUUUUCUGCUUCUACAGACAGUAUUGUCGUCGUGUUGAAUGUUGAUACUUAUUUUACUGUAUUUUAUGUUUUUAUCUAUAUUGCUCAUUUUGUAUUGAUUAUUUUUACUUUUGUUGAAAAAUUUACAGUUCGUCUACAUAAAACUUAUUUAAUCUUUA
Molecule: messenger RNA, 1012 nt
Organism: Saccostrea echinata
Lineage: Eukaryota; Metazoa; Mollusca; Bivalvia; Ostreida; Ostreidae
Product: fatty acid-binding protein, heart-like
Exons: 4
Coding region: 188-607 (139 amino acids)
Biological process (GO): fatty acid transport
Cellular component (GO): nucleus; cytosol
Molecular function (GO): fatty acid binding
Source: RefSeq, a predicted model, not a curated record